AUGGCAGCCGUAACAACCAACGGCGAUUCCGUCGCAUCAGUUCUUGACGAUAUCAAGCCUCCCGCUGGCGUUGUGCUCCCUCCCCGCGAAAUUCGCAAUGUUCUCGAGAAAACUGCCGGUUACGUAGCGCGCAACGGCGCCGUCUUCGAGGAUCGUAUUCGCGACAAGGAGCGCUCCAACCCCAAAUUCAGCUUUCUCAAUCCUUCCGAUGCCUACCACCCCUUCUACCAAUGGCGACUUGAUGAGGUGAAGAGUGGACGAGGUACAGCGAUCGCUGCUGGUCGUGCUAACGAACCUGUCGCCGAACCUCCCAAGCCCCAGGGACCUCCGAAACCAGCCGAUUUUCAGUUCUCAGCACGAACGCCGCGUAUCGCAAGAAAGGAUCUGGAUGUGAUUCAGCUCGCGGCUCUAUUUGUCGCAAAGAACGGACGCCAGUUCAUGACGCAGUUGGCUCAGCGCGAAGCUGGCAAUCCGCAAUUUUCAUUUCUCAUUCCUAACCACACUCUCCACAACUUCUUCCAGCACAUUGUCGAUCAAUACACAACAUUAUUGCGAGCGAGCGGUCUGGGUGGAGAAGGCGGAAAGCUUCAAGAAGAGCGUGUAAAAGAACUUGAAGCCAACAUCAAGGAUAAGUUUCUUGUUCUUAGCCGCGCCAGGCAACGAGCUGAGUAUGCCAAAUAUGUCGAGUCUGAACGUCAAAAGAAAGAGGAAGAAGAGGAGAAACAGAAGGAAGAAUUCGCUCAGAUCGACUGGAGCGACUUCGUUGUCGUUGAAACCAUUACUUUUAACGAGGCCGAUGACCACGCAAAUCUCCCUCCUCCAACCAAUCUUUCCGACCUCCAGUAUGCAUCGCUCGAAGACCGCAACAACGCGUCCAUCAACGCUAGCCUCCGGAUCGAGGAAGCGAUGCCCGACGAAGAUACUAGUUACAAUGCAUAUCCUAACCAGCCUGCCGCGUACCCUAUUGCGCCUCAGCAACCAGCUUACCAGCCGGCCCAGAUGCCACCACCAUUGCAGCCAUAUGCCCCGAUUCCACAACAACCGCAACGAUCUGCCCAGGAGGAGGAGGAGGAGCGACGUAUACAGGAGCGCGCAGAGCAGCAAGCACGCAAGCAGCAGGCCACUGCCGACGCGCGUGGUGGUGCUCCUCCCAUGAAGAUCAAGGAGAAUUAUGUGCCACGUGCGGCACAAAAAGCUGCUAACAGACAAGGUGCUCAGAUGGCUCUAUGCCCUAACUGCAAGCAGCAAAUUCCCAUGAACGAGCUCGAGGCCCAUAUGCGAAUCGAACUUCUCGACCCAAGCUGGAAAGAACAAAAGGCCAAGGCAGACUCGCGCUACGCUUCGACCAAUAUCUCACAUGUUGAUGUUGCCAACAACCUCAAGCGUCUUGCUAGCCAGCGCAGCGAUGUUUUCGAUCCCGUGACUGGACAGGCCCUUUCCGAGGACGAGCUGGCGCGCAGGAAGAAGGCUGCCAUUCACAGCUACGAUGGUGCUAUGGACGCCAAGAGCCAAGCACAACUGGGACACAUGCAAAACGUUAACGUCGAGGAGCAGAUCCGUGCUAUUCACCAAAAGUUCGCUGACAAGAAGUGA
This is a messenger RNA of Fusarium coffeatum, 1593 nucleotides long. RefSeq lists its product as uncharacterized. Gene Ontology annotation, molecular function: RNA binding. The transcript has 2 exons. NCBI's taxonomy places the organism in Eukaryota, Fungi, Ascomycota, Sordariomycetes, Hypocreales, Nectriaceae. The record is from RefSeq and is a predicted model, not a curated record. Gene Ontology annotation, cellular component: U2-type prespliceosome; catalytic step 2 spliceosome; U2 snRNP. Gene Ontology annotation, biological process: regulation of alternative mRNA splicing, via spliceosome; mRNA cis splicing, via spliceosome. The coding region runs from base 1 to 1593 and encodes 530 amino acids.